CCCCCGCUUACUUUAGUAAUGUAAACAAUACAGUAGGAUUGCGAUUGCAGUAGGUUUGUCCGUUAGUGUUACGCAUUUGAAAUUGAUUUUAUUUUAAGAAACGAAAAUGCCGAUGUCAACAUUUCAAAAGGUUACCCUUGUAUCGUGCCUAGUGCUGUGCGUUGCACUGCUCCUUCCAAAGAUGCUUCUGUCGCAAAGCAAAAAAGGCAAUACGCAAGCAGAAGGUGGACCGGGGCAUUAUCCUCCCAUGGUACGAAGACAGGUUGCUCCAGAGGCCAAGAAAGGUGGUGGAGGAGCACACUUCAAUCGCGCACACAACCCCGAAGCCAUUGCGCGCGCCAAAGGUGGCGGAGGUACUGGGGUGGCGCCUGGUGGCAAGUCCAGUUUCGCAGGACAGAUAGUUCCCAUUUAUGGGUUUGGGAUCCUUCUGUACAUCAUGUAUAUCCUCUUCAAGAUAACAUCCAAAGGAACCUCAAAGCCACCUGAAAGUAGAUUUACAGCAAUCAGAUCAGAGAACAUGAAACGAAAAAUCACUGACUUUGAGCUGGCUCAGCUCCAGGAGAAGCUGAAGGAGACGGAGGAAGUGAUGGAGAGGAUUGUCUCCAAAUCCAGCCCAGAGAGGAGGAUAAAGGGAGUGAGUGCUGACCAGGAGGAGACGCUGCUGUUCCAGCUGAAGGAGAUCACCCAGAUGAUGAACAAGGGAAGCCUGCUGGAGGGCAUCACUCCCGAGCAGACGGUCAACAGCCCAUGCCCGCAACACUGGGAAGACGAUGUUGAAGAAACUGACCCCAGACCAGCGAGUGGGUGCUGUCAGCAUGGUCACAGCCACGGCUACCAACACAGGCAAGACGAGUGGCUCGAGAGGCCAGAGGAUGAGGGAAUGGCGGACACAAUAGACAGAGACGAUGUCGAGACUUUGGGUACAGUUGGAGACAUAUGGCCUGGGGAGACUGAAGAGGUCAUAAAUGGAAUAUCUGACAACAGCUUAAUCAGAGCGGACACUGGAGAUCAUGAGUGUGUUUUGGAUGAUGAUGAGGAUAAAUUGGAUCAGUCAACCGACAACGAGGAAGGUGAUGUUGUUGGAGAACAUGUUCUGGAGUUCGAGAAGGCUGCGAUGGUCGAGGAACACAUCAGCGAGGAUGACCCAGUUUCAGAGCUGCAGUACGUUACAAAGGAUGAGGAGAACUGCUCCGUCUGGACUUCAGUCCUCUCAGAAUGUGAGUCCGCUUCAGCCCAGCUUAGGAGACGAAGCAAGAAGCCACCAAAGAGGAUCAAUUAA
Molecule: messenger RNA, 1279 nt
Organism: Engraulis encrasicolus (European anchovy)
Lineage: Eukaryota; Metazoa; Chordata; Actinopteri; Clupeiformes; Engraulidae
Gene: ric3b
Product: RIC3 acetylcholine receptor chaperone b
Exons: 6
Coding region: 107-1279 (390 amino acids)
Biological process (GO): synaptic transmission, cholinergic; protein localization to cell surface
Cellular component (GO): neuronal cell body; intracellular membrane-bounded organelle; neuron projection
Source: RefSeq, a predicted model, not a curated record